CCAAUCGCUUGUAGAGACCAUCGCUGGACCCAGGCGGCUGUGUCGAUCUCCGCUCCAAUUGAAGACCGGGUCCAAACCAUGGCGGAGAAGGCUCAAAAGAGUGUGAAGAUUGCUCCUGGAGCAGUUGUAUGCGUAGAAAGUGAAAUCCGGGGUGAUGUGACCAUAGGACCUAGGACGGUGAUCCACCCUAAAGCACGGAUUAUUGCAGAAGCUGGGCCAAUAGUGAUUGGUGAAGGUAACCUAAUAGAAGAACAGGCGCUUAUCAUAAAUGCUCACCCUGAUAAUAUCACCCCUGAUACUGAAGAUCCAGAACCAAAACCUAUGAUCAUUGGCACCAAUAAUGUGUUUGAAGUUGGCUGUUAUUCCCAAGCCAUGAAAAUGGGAGAUAAUAAUGUUAUUGAAUCAAAAGCAUAUGUGGGCAGAAACGUAAUAUUGACAAGUGGUUGCAUCAUUGGGGCUUGUUGUAACCUGAAUACAUUUGAGGUCAUCCCUGAGAAUACAGUGAUCUAUGGUGCAGACUGCCUUCGUCGGGUGCAGACUGAGCGACCACAGCCCCAGACACUACAGCUGGAUUUCCUGAUGAAAAUCUUGCCAAACUACCACCACCUAAAGAAGACUAUGAAAGGAAGCUCAACUCCAGUUAAGAACUAAGAACAAUAUAUGACAUCAAGAUAACAGUUUGUCUCUGACCGCUGUCUUUUGAAAGGGCCACAGUGUUUAUGUGCUUUUAGCAAUUCAUAGAAUAAUACAUGUUGGCUUUAUUUUAUUAAACUGAAUCAGAGAGGAAAGUAAUGGAUUUUCAUUGUAAUGUCCUCUAUAAUUUACAUAAAUUAUUUUCCUAUAUCCUUGCUUCUUUUACAGGUUUGGUUUAUUUUUUUGUCAUAUAAAAUGUUCUCCAUGGUUUUAGUUGUAUAAAAGACUCCCUGUGAUAAGAAAGGGCAUCUUAUUAUGUACUUUUAUUUUAGCAUAUAUUGUACUAAAUAAAAAUGCUAGCGACAGGACUUUCAGUGAACAUACUUUAAUCAAGUUUUCUACUUGGGUUAUCUGUGACAAAAUAGCUCUUUUAGUUUUUAUUGUGUACUAGCCAUAUUAAAUCUAAUGUGUUUAUCUUUUCCUUUUGUGGCUUUAGAGCUGUUUAAAAUUUCAGGUGAAAUUUCAGCAGCUAUUGAAUUAAUUUGACUUCAUCUUACUUCCAAGAAAAAGUUUAUUCUCAUUCUAGUAAAACAAGUAUUAGAAAAAGAUGUAUUCAGUAGCAUACAAACAAAAUCAGAAUGGUCUAUGAUGAAAAUGACAAGUCAAUGACCAUUGAGUCAUCCUGAGUUUCUGAAGAUAAUAAAACUAAAAGAGAUUUUGAUAUAUUUAUAAAUUUAGAAAAUUACUUUGGCACAUUACUAAUGACUAUUGAUCUUGUUAUUUAAUUACACAGUGGCAACAUAUUGAGGAUUUUAUUAUUUUCCUAAGUUUUUUUUAAUAAUUCAAACGUGUACAUUUGACAGAAUAUACCUUUUGAAGUUCUGAAACUGAACAGGUACAAUUUAGCCUUUGUUCCAAAUUUGAAUGGUUAAAUUCAAAUAUUCAUGACUCAAGUUAGAAAACUGUACUACUGCAUAUAGUGGAUUGAAAAAAGGAUAACAACAUCACAUAAAUGCCCUACUUUUGAUAA
Molecule: messenger RNA, 1663 nt
Organism: Suricata suricatta (meerkat)
Lineage: Eukaryota; Metazoa; Chordata; Mammalia; Carnivora; Herpestidae
Gene: DCTN6
Product: dynactin subunit 6
Exons: 7
Coding region: 79-651 (190 amino acids)
Biological process (GO): mitotic spindle organization
Cellular component (GO): dynactin complex
Molecular function (GO): dynein complex binding
Source: RefSeq, a predicted model, not a curated record